Sorghum bicolor (sorghum) is the source of this 1144-nucleotide messenger RNA. RefSeq names its product bZIP transcription factor 27. The transcript has 2 exons. Bases 192 to 824 code for a protein of 210 amino acids. NCBI's taxonomy places the organism in Eukaryota, Viridiplantae, Streptophyta, Magnoliopsida, Poales, Poaceae. The record is from RefSeq and is a predicted model, not a curated record. Gene Ontology annotation, cellular component: nucleus. Gene Ontology annotation, biological process: positive regulation of DNA-templated transcription. Gene Ontology annotation, molecular function: DNA-binding transcription factor activity.
AAGAGGGCGUGCUAUCGACGGUAUCCUACAUACCUACUAUGUAUGUCCAUGUGUGCAGUGUGCUAGUAGCAAACCGUAGGAGUCUUCCUCAAAAUAAUAUAAUAGGAGGAAGGUAGAAGAGUUUCACCGGCCACACCAGCACAGCACAGCACAGCACAGCACAGCAGUGUAGCCGAGAGCCAGCCGCUGCCAUGGAGGAGGUGUGGAAGGACUACAUGUCCCUACAGCCAUCCCUUAUCAGUAUGACACCCGCCGCCGGCGGCGGCGGCGCACUGUACAGCCACCGUCACCACCAGCAUCAUCUGUCGCCUUCUGGUGCUGGUGCCUCCCAUUCACCGCCCUCUUUCUCGUCGCCGCUGCAGCCCCCCACGCCAACGACGACGUUGAGCCUGAGCUCUAAUACCCUCGAGUUCACCUACCUCGGUGGGGCAGGGGCAGGGGCAGGGUCAGGAGGUGGCGGCGGGUCCUCCACAUCCGGCGACGACUCCCGCGACCUGAUGGUCUUCUCCUUCGCGCCGGCCGAUCAGUACCAGUACCAGACCAUGACGAAGCAGAAGCAGAGCAUCAGCUCCGCUGCUGCUGGAGAUAGCAGGCGGCAGCGGCGCAUGAUCAAGAACCGUGAGUCGGCGGCCAGGUCGCGUGCCCGGAGGCAGGCCUACACCAACGAGCUGGAGCUGGAGCUGGCGCAGCUGCGCAGGGAGAACGAGAUGCUCAUCAAGCAGCACCAGGAGCUCAAUCUUCGUCUGGCCAUGUCGUCGUCAGCGCAGGUCCCUGCACACUACAGCUCCACUAGUCUCCAGAGAUGCCGCUCCGCCCCACCCUGAUGAACCUCAAGACAAGCAGAGGAUCAGCCAUCUGGCUGCCAACAAGCUGCUACACACAGCGCGCUGUAUUUCACAAUCCAUUUGUGUGUGUCUGUCUCGUCUAAGUAUAACAACAACAUGAUAGCAGCAUGGAAAGAUGCAAUGCAACUAUAUUCGUCACAAUGAUGAUGCUUUCCCGGCUACCUAUAUAUAUAGUACAUAUUCCACUUUCGCGUGUGCUGUAGCACAAACCAUAUAUAUACCCAACGGCCAACGGGCCGGCUAAAAUUGCGCCCAAUUAGUUCAGCGCCAAGUGAAUAUAGAUCCAAUAUCCAUUUUUG